Messenger RNA from Penicillium angulare, 924 nucleotides. RefSeq names its product phosphoadenylyl-sulfate reductase (thioredoxin) (gene met16). The coding region runs from base 1 to 924 and encodes 307 amino acids. Gene Ontology annotation, cellular component: cytoplasm. Gene Ontology annotation, molecular function: phosphoadenylyl-sulfate reductase (thioredoxin) activity. The transcript is spliced from 2 exons. The record is from RefSeq and is a predicted model, not a curated record. Lineage: Eukaryota; Fungi; Ascomycota; Eurotiomycetes; Eurotiales; Aspergillaceae.
AUGCCCGCCAAGAUGCCCCAGUACUCGGAAAUCGAGGCCAUCGACACUCCCAACGAUGCUAUGACUGAGUCUGGCUAUGUUUCCGGUGGCUCUAGUGAAGACUAUACUCCCGAGAUUGUCUUCACAAAGCCCCAUCUGCAGUUCUUGAACCGCCAGUUGCAGUUCCUCGAGCCUCAAGAUAUCCUAAGAUGGUGUAUCACAUCACUCCCUCAUCUUUUCCAGACCACUGCCUUUGGUAUGACAGGCCUGGUUACCCUAGACAUGCUGUCCAAGUUGGAUGUUCCCCGCCCUCAGAUGGUGGACUUGGUCUUCCUGGAUACACUUUAUCACUUUGAGGAGACCCUCAACUUGGUCGACCGGGUCCGCAAGCGUUACCCUUUGAACAAUGUCCAUGUUUACAAGCCUGCUGGUGCUGAGAACGCUGCCGAGUUCGAGUCCAGAUAUGGUGCUCGGCUUUGGGAGGCUGAUGACCAACUCUACGACUGGGUUGCCAAGGUUGAGCCUGCCCAGCGUGCCUACCGCGAACUCAAUGUCCACGCCGUUCUGACUGGUCGCCGCCGCAGCCAAGGUGGCAAGCGUGGUGACCUCGACGUCAUCGAAGUCGACGAGGCCGGUCUUAUCAAGAUCAACCCUAUGGCUAACUGGUCCUUCGACCAGGUCAAGCAAUAUGUCCAGGAGAACAACGUCCCAUACAACGAACUCCUCGACCGUGGCUAUAAGAGUGUCGGUGACUGGCACUCUACCCAGCCCGUCGCUGAUAACGAGGACGAGCGCUCUGGUCGCUGGAAGGGUCAGCAGAAGACCGAGUGUGGUAUCCACAACCCUCGCUCCAAGUAUGCCCAGUAUCUGAUGGAGAUGGAGCGCAAGCGUCAGGAGGAAGCCUUGACAUCUGCAUUGCACUCCCAGCUCACUGCUGCCCAAUGA